Sphaeroforma arctica JP610 is the source of this 2457-nucleotide messenger RNA. RefSeq lists its product as hypothetical. The transcript is spliced from 8 exons. The record is from RefSeq and is a predicted model, not a curated record. Lineage: Eukaryota; Ichthyosporea; Ichthyophonida. Bases 105 to 1754 code for a protein of 549 amino acids.
CAUAUAUGCUAUAUAUAAAAUAAACAUUUUAAAAAAUGAUGAGGCAAUAGACUGUGUUGUUUAUCUGAAAUCAUAAGCGUGGUAUAUUUCGAAAUCCAAAACGUAUGGCUGUUAUGUCGGGUACUUGGACCACUACUGUCAAACAAAGGCAACCUAGACAUUUAGUGAUUGUUCUACUUUUCAUAUUCCUGCUAGCCACCUUUCAAAGCCUUCGAAAGCUACGCUCACAGACAGGUCAUGGAGAUUUCACCUCGCCGAGUGUCACAAAUGAAACUGCCAGUAUAAAGAAGCGCUUAUUGGUAACUGGGGCAGCAGGCUUCAUCGGCAUGAGUUUGAGUAUAGCCUUGGCAGCAGAUGGUCACACUGUUGUUGGUAUCGACGACUUCAAUGAUUAUUAUGACGUCGACCUUAAAAGGGAUAGGGCAUAUGAACUAUACAGAAGAAAUAUUGAGGUACUUCAGUUGGAUGUAUGCGAUAGAUCCGGCCUGCAAGAGAUAUUCAAAGAACAUCGGUUCACACAUGUUGUACACUUGGCGGCGCAAGCCGGUGUCCGAUAUUCGAUAGAGAAUCCACUCGCAUAUGUAAGGGCAAACGUACAAUGUUUCGCUACUCUGCUUGAAGUGGUGCGACAUUUCCCUGGCAUUUUUGUCACCUACGCUUCAUCAUCUUCAGUUUAUGGACGCAAUACAAAAGUGCCCUUUGACGUCAGUGACCGCAUCGAUUCCCCGUCGAGUCUAUACGCUGCCACUAAAAAGUCGAAUGAAGAUUUUGCUCGCGUGUAUCAUCAUCUCUACAAAAUCCCAAUGACUGGACUACGGUUUUUCACGGUUUACGGACCUUGGGGGCGACCCGAUAUGGCUGUUUACAAAUUCUCUGCUCAAAUAAUGGAGAAUAGAAGUAUUGACGUAUACGAUGAGGGCACUUUACAACGAGACUUCACAUACAUAGACGACAUAGUGGAUGGUAUUAAAGCCGCUAUAAAUCACGGUGCCAAUUUCGAGAUAUUCAAUAUCGGUAAAGGUCACCCCGAGACCGUUUCCGAUUUGAUAGCUGGGCUUGAAAAUGUCCUCGAGAAGCGCGCAAACAAGAAUUACUUACCGAUGCAGCCAGGGGAUGUAAAAAUUACGUACGCGGAUAUCGGCCAUACUCGGUCCCAACUGGGGUUUGCGCCGAAAAUUUCACUGCAGGAGGGAUUAUAUCGAUGGGCUGCAUGGUAUUUGGAAAGGAGGGAGGACUUGGAAAGAGGAAAUUUCGUCAGGCAGAAGGAGUAUUAUGAAAAACAAAUAGAAACGGGUGUUUCACAGGAGUCGACGCUCGUCACUGCGGUGCCUAAAAUACGAAAGGGAGGUACGGCGGGGGGGGUCGUAUUGACAUCGAUUUUAGAGUAUUCCGAAGCGGCCAUGAACUGUUUGAAAUCGCUAUAUCGAUAUCAAAUACCAUCCAUAGUGUUCGUGAGUAAGGAAGUAUUGAGCACACUGGACACAGUUACUUUCAAGAAUGCAACCGUACAGAUUCUGUUGAUCGGUGACGAUGAACUAUGGCGAAUGAACUGUUUUCGACACCUCAAAGCACACCUACUAGGACUUGUGAAAAUGCAGAAAGCCCCGGAAUAUUUAGUUUUCGUGGAAAGCAAGAAGGUGGAUUUUUCGCGAAAUCCAUUUUCAGACAUACAGCGAACACACAAGGAAAAUGGCUUUACAUUUUUUUUUACAGCUCGAAGUGUACCGUUCCUACGUUUUGACACAGGAUUGUAAGGCGUGUUUCGGGUUGUCGGAGCGCGGAUUUGACUUAGGCCAGCUAAAUUCUACCCAUGAAAGCGCAUUCAGUCCGGACAUUUGGGGUGGACCUUUCGAUGAAUUCAUGUUCUUGCUCGAUCAUAUGAAUUCUGUCCUAUACACUGAGAAGAAACUUCUGUACAGUGAGAUCACCAUUGAAUGCAUGAGGGUUGCAUUCAUUAUCGCCGUCAAAAGACUGGCAGGAUAUGCAAGGAUUUCAGCCGGGCAUGGGGGUUCAAAAGAUAAAAUAUUUUCUCCAGCAAGAAGCGAGUACUGUACUGGCACCCAAGCUUCAUACGCCGUUUACCAUCUGCCAGUUUGCAAGUCCAGUCAUUGAAAAAUAAAUAUGAAAAUGACCUUCCAAAUCGAAAAGCCCGACACCCAAAUGGCUAAUUACGCAUAUCCCGCUCUAGCUGAGGAUGGCACCGCAAUAACUGCAGAGUUUUUGCGGUGCCCAAGUCCCCAACGCUCAAUACGUUGUGUAAAUCUCUGUAACAUCAUCAUCCAGCUCGCUACUGGAUAGUUUCUUUAUUUUGUAGUGAACUCAAGGUACACGUAGUUUAAUAAAUAGGGGAACUAAGCUAAUGGUUUAGCCUCCCUAGAACCAGUGACAAAAGGAUCGGUGUUAGGACCGACCCCGUAGUCUUAGUCAAGAGUCAAGAGUCAAGUGACAUGUGUGAUG